CGCAUGCCCGCGUCGCAGUCCAACAAGCACCAAUUCUCAGCGGUCGUCACAGCCUUACUCCGAGUCCGUGGUCUUCUUGGCCGAGCAUUCGGCUUUGACAUAGCACGCAGAAGUGACAACGCCGGCACCGUGCAUCGUGGCAGCGUCUCGCCUGUUGCAGGCUGCGUCAACAUCAUCGGGCUUGCUGCUAUCUGUGCGCACUCUUACAAUGCAUCGGCAAAACGCAGUUUGGUUUGAACUGAAUGCCGAUUCCAUCACAGGAAACUCCCUUCCUUGUAGUCAUAUAUGAAACUAUUGGUAUUAAAGUGCUGGUAAUUCUUAGCGUGGCUCUUCCUUCUCGCCCUCUCAGCCACGACUGGGUAUACAACCUUCAUCGUGUACUGUCACAUAGUCAGCUAAAGACUCAACUCAAACAUCAUGGCUACUACAACACAGGUGCCUCCGAGCAGAGACGAGGGCCCUCCUACUGGCGCAGAGGGCUUCAUCACCGACGGCUUCCCGGCACCCGGCCUCACCAGGACCAGUCGCCACAUCACGGGCCAUGAUGCUGAGGGCAAGUCCGUCUUCCUUGUCACUGACUGCGGCUCUCACCACCGCAUCAUGGGCGAGAACCAAGCAGUCGCCACCAUCCUUUACUCGACCAAGGAGACUCCCAUUGAAUGCAAUGAUAACGCGGACAUGAAGUUUGCCAAGGAGACCGAGCCUCCGCUGCAUUACCCUAAUGGGUCUGUCGUGCGCAUGAUCGACUUCGGCCCGGGCAUAGAGUCGCCGUUGCACCGGGCUAUCUCGGUAGACUACGGUGUCGUCCUGGAGGGAGUCUUCCAGCUGACUCUAGAUUCUGGAGAGUCGCGCAUCAUGCGGCAGGGUGAUGUAUGCGUCCAGCGAGCCACAUCCCACAAGUGGAAGAACAUCACUGGCAAUGGUACUUUGCCAGGUCGCAUGCUCUGGGUCUUGCUGCCAUGCAACGAUAUCAUGGUCGGCGGGGAGAAGGUGGAAGGCUUCCUGGGCCAUCUUGAGAAGGAGUACGAGCGAUAAACCAGCCAUCAGAUAGCUUGUCAAUUGGGACGAAUCGUCGUCUCCAUACACAAAUGCAUUGUCCAAGCAUCCUAUACGAGACUGUCAAUUGAAAUUGAUAAGGCAUCAAACUUCAGACUACCUAAAUAGAAACUUUCUCUUCUAUAAAAAUUUCCACAAAUACGUUCAAAUA
Diaporthe batatas is the source of this 1207-nucleotide messenger RNA. RefSeq lists its product as uncharacterized. Bases 418 to 1035 code for a protein of 205 amino acids. The record is from RefSeq and is a predicted model, not a curated record. NCBI's taxonomy places the organism in Eukaryota, Fungi, Ascomycota, Sordariomycetes, Diaporthales, Diaporthaceae. The transcript has 2 exons.